AUGGGGAACCAGGAGGGGAAGCAGAAGAAGGGGAAAGAGGGGGAAGGAUAUGGACAGGACGCAGCAGACAAUGCCACCGGAGAGCCUCGUCAUACUGACGGCAUAAACAAAGGAUUUCACCACGGCAAGAAAUCCCACGGAAAACAUGGCAAAGGAGUGGGGGAGGAGAAGAAGAAUAAGAAGGAGUCUAAAUCCUCUGUGUUCUCUAUCAGGAAGAGGAAGAAUCUAAAGGGGAAGGGAUCGACAGGAGGAUCCAGGGAGGAUGUGUUGUCGUCUCAGAAUGAGCUGGACUCCGCUCACUCUGCUCACACCAAAACACCAGACCUCUCUCUGUCAGCUGACGAUCUGGGCCAGUCUGACACCGAGGGAACAACAGAGCCUGGCGAUGGGCACGGUGCUAGGAGUCAUGGUUGUAUCACGGGGGAGAGCCGGCAGCCCACGGGGGAGAGCCGGCAGCCCACGGGGGAGAGCCGGCAGCCCACGGGGGAGAGCCGGCAGCCCACGGUGGCGACCACGGACACUGCUCCAGACCAGCAGGUGGAGGUUGAACAGAGAAAGAGGAGCAGCUCUGGUUCAGACGUGGACAUCUAUAGCUUUCACUCAGCUGCGGAACAAGAGGACCUGCUAGCGGACAUCCAGCAGGCUAUUAGACUACAGCAGGGGGUGAUUAUCUCCACCGCUGAGCUGAGUGAAGAGCUGGGUUGGGGAGGAGGGUGGAGGAAACAGAGGUCUGACGAGGUUAUAACUACCCCCAGUCCCACUGAACAAACCCCCCCACCGGAGCCUCUCGCUGCCCCAGAGGCAGCCCCCGUCACUGGCCGGGAGAAUGGCCUGCUUUCUAAACCGUCUCUGUCCCUGGAUGGGCAGGAGGAGGAGGAGAGGGGAGCAACCACUGCUACAGAGGAACUAAACUGGGAGCUGAGAGGGGCUGAAACAGAACCGGCCCUUUGUGCCCCCUCCUAUUUCUCUGGGACAAAGGAGCAGGAGGAGGAGCAGGAGGAGGAGGCAUUGAGCUGCCAGGAGGUGAACGUUAACACUCAGCCCCUCUCUCAGCCCCCCACAGCCCAGACUAACGGCCAUGUUACCAAGACAACCAGCGUUACCAGCUUCCCAGACCUCACAGCCUCCUUUGAGAGCGCUGUGGAGUCUCCUCUCAGAGAGGAGAAGGAGGUGUUGGAGGAGGUGGAGGAAGAGGACGAGAAUGACCUGGACCUGCCUCCCAUGUCAGCCGAGAGCCUUAGUCACAGUGACGCGACCACGAGCCACGAGGACAUAGACCUGAGCUCUGACAACGCCUCCGAGGGAGAGGAGAGGGUGGGGGACUGGGUGGGGGCAGGGGUGGGUGCUGCAGUCAGCGUUGAGUCCCUGGAAUGUCUUAGCAGAGGGGAUCUGAGGUGCUCUGAGCCUGCCGACGACCCCCUGAUCACCCAGAGGAGGAAGAGCAGCGUGUCCUUCUACCCUUGGCCCUCUCAGGAGAGCCCUAGCCUGGCCACGCGUCUCCUCAAGUCCACCCUGACCUCCACCCUUCCAUCCUACAACCACUCCUCCUCAGGCACCAGCCCCACAGUCAAACCCUACCCUCCCAUUUACCCAUCUUACAUCAAGACCACCACCAGGCAGCUGUCUGGCUCCCCGGGCACCUCACCCUCACAGAGCCCCUUGUUCCGCCGGCGCUGCCACGACCUGGGACACCGCACGGAGAAGUGGAGGGUUAGACGACAGCGCUCCCACAGUAUCGCCGGUCCCCUCAGCUGGUCCGCGGACUGGACCGAGGAGCUGGAGAGGGAGCGCCCCACCAAGGCAGGAUCAGCGGACUACCUGGAGGGGUAUGGAGGGUCGGAGGACAGGCUGAGGGGGGGCAGUCAGCCCCUGUGUGCCACACGGAGAUCCUCAACCGGACAGGUGUCUACCUGCAGCUUCCAUGACAUCUUCACCGAUAGCAGCCCCUCCUCUGCCCUUAUAGAUAGCAGCCCCUCCUCUGCCCUAAUAGAUAGCAGCCCCUCCUCUGCCCUUAUAGAUAGCAGCUCCUCCUCUGCCCUUAUAGAUAGCAGCUCCUCCUCUGCCCUAAUAGAUAGCAGCCCCUCCUCUGCCCUUAUAGAUAGCAGCCCCUCCUCUGCCCUAAUAGAUAGCAGCCCCUCCUCUGCCCUAAUAGAUAGAAGCCCCUCCUCUGCCCUUAUAGAUAGCAGCCCCUCCUCUGCCCUAAUAGAUAGCAGCCCCUCCUCUGCCCUAAUAGAUAGCAGCCCCUCCUCUGCCCUAAUAGAUAGCAGCCCCUCAUCUGCCCUAAUAGAUAGCAGCCCCUCAUCUGCCCUAAUAGAUAGCAGCCCCUCCUCUGCCCUAAUAGAUAGCAGCCCCUCCUCUGCCCUAAUAGAUAGCAGCCCCUCCUCUGCCCUAAUAGAUAGCAGCCCCUCCUCUGCCCUAAUAGAUAGCAGCCCCUCCUCUGCCCUUAUAGAUAGCAGCCCCUCCUCUGCCCUUAUAGAUAGCAGCCCCUCCUCUGCCCUAAUAGAUAGCAGCCCCUCCUCUGCCCUAAUAGAUAGCAGCCCCUCUGCCCUAAUAGAUAGCAGCCCCUCCUCUGCCCUUAUAGAGAGCAGCCCCUCCUCUGCCCUUAUAGAUAGCAGCCCCUCCUCUGCCCUUAUAGAGAGCAGCCCCUCCUCUGCCCUAAUAGAGAGCAGCCCCUCCUCUGCCCUUAUAGAGAGCAGCCCCUCCUCUGCCCUAAUAGAGAGCAGCCCCUCCUCUGCCCUUAUAGAUAGCAGCCCCUCCUCUGCCCUAAUAGAUAGCAGCCCCUCCUCUGCCCUAAUAGAUAGCAGCCCCUCCUCUGCCCUAAUAGAUAGCAGCCCCUCCUCUGCCCUAAUAGAUAGCAGCCCCUCCUCUGCCCUAAUAGAUAGCAGCCCCUCCUCUGCCCUUAUAGAUAGCAGCCCCUCCUCUGCCCUUAUAGAUAGCAGCCCCUCCUCUGCCCUUAUAGAUAGCAGCCCCUCCUCUGUCCUAAUAGAUAGCAGCCCCUCCUCUACCCUAAUAGAUAGCAGCCCGUCCUCUGCCCUUAUAGAUAGCAGCCCCCCCUCUGCCCUAAUAGAUAGCAGCCCCUCCUCUGCCCUAAUAGAUAGCAGCCCCUCCUCUGCCCUAAUAGAUAGCAGCCCCUCCUCUGCCCUGGGCUGA
Salvelinus namaycush (lake trout) is the source of this 3150-nucleotide messenger RNA. RefSeq names its product dentin sialophosphoprotein-like. The transcript has 2 exons. The record is from RefSeq and is a predicted model, not a curated record. NCBI's taxonomy places the organism in Eukaryota, Metazoa, Chordata, Actinopteri, Salmoniformes, Salmonidae. Bases 1 to 3150 code for a protein of 1049 amino acids.